UCGGUCGCACGCGACACAAUCAUAACGUUCUCGGCAUCGCACUGCUGCGAUCUACUCUUCGCGCACUAAUGUUACGUACAGACAACUGAAAACAUACUUCGGUUUUUAUUUUAUAUUAAUUAAAAAAAAAGAAACGGACAAUGAUAACAAUGCUGACAAAUUCUAAAAUAUUGUGGGGACUAUGGCAAGUGGUUAGCUACUGUGUUUCGCGGACAUCCGUCCCGCUGCUGCUGGCAGCCGGCGCGGCCUACCUGGUGGCGCGGCUCGUGGUGCUCAUGAGAGACAUGCGCAAGCUGCCGCCAGGCCCCUGGGGUCCACCGGUGGUUGGCUACCUUCCGUUCCUCGGGGUGCGCCACAAGACUUUCCUGGAGCUGGCCCGCAGCUACGGCACCCUGUUCUCCGCACGACUCGGCAAUCAACUCACGGUUGUUCUCAGUGAUUACAAGCUAAUCAGAGAAGCAUUCCGACGAGAGGAAUUCACUGGACGGCCCAGCACUCCACUGAUGCAUACUCUGGAUGGUCUUGGCAUCAUCAACAGCGAAGGCCGCCUCUGGAAGAACCAGCGACGCUUCUUACACGAGAAACUCCGUGAAUUUGGAAUGACCUAUAUGGGGAAUGGCAAGAAAAUAAUGGAAGGAAGAAUUAAGAAUGAAGUAUAUGAACUGAUAGAAAAUCUUCACCGAUCUGAAGGAUCUCCGAUUGAUGCAAACCCCCUGCUUGCUUUGGUAGUCUCCAAUGUUAUCUGCGGCAUCACAAUGUCUGUACGAUUUAGCCAUGGAGACGCACGAUUUGAAAGACUGAACUUUCUUAUUGAAGAAGGCAUGAGACUUUUUGGAGAAGUACAUUAUGGAGAAUAUAUUCCUCUCUAUAACUAUCUACCCGGCAAAGCCUUGGCUAAAGAAAAAGUGGCGAAGAACCGAGAAGAAAUGUUCGAGUUUUACCAAACUUUGAUUGACGAACACCGGGAAACUUUAGACCUGAACAAUGCAAGGGAUCUUAUUGAUGUUUACUUGAUUGAAAUUGAGAAUGCUAAAACCGAAGGCAGGGGUGGAGAGCUAUUUGAAGGAAGAGAUCACGAAUUGCAACUGAAACAAAUCUUGGGUGAUCUCUUUUCGGCUGGCAUGGAAACUAUCAAGUCUUCACUUCUAUGGAUGAUUGUCUUCAUGCUAAGAAAUCCAGAUGUCAAAAAGCGGGUUCAAGAUGAACUGGAUGCUGUUGUGGGCAAUGAACGCCUGCCAACGAUUGAAGACAUGCCACACCUACCAUAUACAGAGACUACAAUUCUUGAAACCUUACGGAUGUCCAGCAUUGUUCCUUUGGCAACAACACACUCGCCUACAAAAGACGUGCAUCUAAAUGGCUACAGAAUUCCAGCGGGGUCACAGGUUGUACCGCUUAUCAACUGCGUACACAUGGAUCCAAAUCUAUGGGAUGAGCCAAAAAAAUUCAACCCUAGCAGAUUCAUUGACGAAAAUGGGAAAAUAAAACGACCAGAGUUCUUCAUGCCAUUUGGCGUCGGGCGGCGUAUGUGUCUCGGCGAUGUUCUGGCGCGCAUGGAAAUGUUCAUGUUUUUCGCUUGUAUGAUGCAUCAGUUCGACAUUCAAAUGGAAGCCGGCGACCGGCUUCCUUCGCUGGAAGGCAUUGUAGGCGCUACAAUUGCUCCGAAAGCGUUCCGCGUGAAGUUCAUCCCCCGAGGUGACCCGAUGCCGCCCCCGGCGCCCGCGCCUGAUCACCCGCACCUGCGCCACGUUGGAGCACUCUAGCUCACACCGGUCCAUUCCAUAGCCGCCACACACCCACCAGUAUUUUAAGAUCACUCGUUUUAGAGCGCAUCGACAACCAUUAUUUAAGUAUAUACCUAGUAAAAUAAGUAAGGACAUCGCCCGAGCGAUGGUCGAGGCUGUGCAAAAAGUGUUCAAUUAGGUGACUGAACAGAACGGUCAACUAACUUUAGAUGUAAAGAAUAUUUUCUCAUCGUUUUCAUUUAGAAACGCUGCUCGUGUGACUAUAAAGUAUUAAUUAAAUUUUGUUAUAAUAUAGUUAUUUAGGGAUAACAAAAAUCACACAUAUAUUACCUAUGUAACAUGUUACGAUGUAAGCUCUAGUACCUAUACCAAAUUAAAUGUAUAUUCUAGGUCAUUAUUUAUUAGUAGAUAUCAUUUGAAUGUGUAUGUUGUGUGUGAUCUCAUGUCCGUUGUAGCUGUAAAUUGUAGAUGGUUCACAAGUGUCCAUCUCUAAAUCAUUGUUUAUGAUUGUGUGUAUAACAUUGUCGAGUGCAAAACAACAUUUACACGCAUGUGUGAACGUUGCUUUAUAUUCGACACUGAGUGGCGAUCGGAGCUAGUCUUAAAUAGAUUGUGUAGUUUCUAUGAUACUGUAUAUUACUUUGAUAUAAUCAGCACAUUAAAACUUAGCAACCAAGUUGCUCUUCAGUACAAUUUGUUAAGUUUAUUGUCAAACCACCUAAACUCUCUUAAUUAAAUGAAUUUUUAUCCUUUGUAAUUAUAUCAACAAUUUCCCACCAGCAAUUAUUUUAGAAUUGUGUAUUUUAAAAUUCAGAUUUAAUAACUGUGUUCAAAUCCGUGUUAACGUUGUGUUAAUUUGAAGCUUUGUAUAUAUUGCUCUGUUUACAUCCGAGUGCUGUGUAGUGUCAAAAUAAAGUUAAAAAGAUGAUUUCAAAAUGA
This is a messenger RNA of Amyelois transitella, 2684 nucleotides long. It is a transcript of the gene Cyp18a1, whose product is annotated as cytochrome P450 18a1. Bases 141 to 1763 code for a protein of 540 amino acids. The record is from RefSeq and is a predicted model, not a curated record. Gene Ontology annotation, biological process: xenobiotic metabolic process. NCBI's taxonomy places the organism in Eukaryota, Metazoa, Arthropoda, Insecta, Lepidoptera, Pyralidae. Gene Ontology annotation, cellular component: cytoplasm; intracellular membrane-bounded organelle. Gene Ontology annotation, molecular function: oxidoreductase activity, acting on paired donors, with incorporation or reduction of molecular oxygen, reduced flavin or flavoprotein as one donor, and incorporation of one atom of oxygen; iron ion binding; heme binding. The transcript has 6 exons.